UCCAACACUAAUCUUAUUCAAGUACGACAUGCAACAAAGAAAUCGGGUGGUUCAACCUCAAACACUCGCACAUCCAACCCAAAAUACCUUGGAUUCAAAAGGUUUCAUGGCAGCAAAGUUAUCCCCGGAAACAUCAUUCUUCGUCAACGAGGAACUAGAUGGCAUCCAUGCAAUGGCGUUGGUAUUGGCCGCGACCAUACUAUUUUUGCCCUCGUUGAAGGUCGGGUUGUUGUGCAUUACGAUCUGGCCACUCAGCGUCGAUACAUCUCGGUCAAU
Batrachochytrium dendrobatidis JAM81 is the source of this 276-nucleotide messenger RNA. RefSeq names its product mitochondrial 54S ribosomal protein YmL2. Gene Ontology annotation, cellular component: mitochondrial large ribosomal subunit; ribosome. Gene Ontology annotation, molecular function: structural constituent of ribosome. Gene Ontology annotation, biological process: translation. The record is from RefSeq and is a predicted model, not a curated record. The transcript has a single exon. The annotation marks the transcript as partial. NCBI's taxonomy places the organism in Eukaryota, Fungi, Chytridiomycota, Chytridiomycetes, Rhizophydiales.